Papaver somniferum (opium poppy) is the source of this 1860-nucleotide messenger RNA. RefSeq lists its product as uncharacterized. The record is from RefSeq and is a predicted model, not a curated record. Bases 1 to 1860 code for a protein of 619 amino acids. The transcript has 6 exons. NCBI's taxonomy places the organism in Eukaryota, Viridiplantae, Streptophyta, Magnoliopsida, Ranunculales, Papaveraceae. Gene Ontology annotation, molecular function: protein dimerization activity.
AUGCCAAAAGAGAUUGAGAUGAAUGAAGCAGAUGAGGCAAAGAGACCACCUGAUCUUCGAGAUACUGAUUCUAAUUCUUCACCAAAUCAAGUAUACAAGAUUAAACAAAAUUUAUCUUCAUCAGAGAAAUGGAGUGACGAAGUGUUCUUGACGUAUUUAAAUGAUGAGUUUGAAUGGGAUUGCAAGAUUGCUAAUACUGGGACCAUGGAAGAAAGAAUUGGGGAUGAUGAUAUUCCUUCCAUCGACUUGGAUCUAGAUACUAGGCGUAGAUUGAGUCAACCAUGGAAGCAAUGUUUAAUUAGCAAUGUUCUCGGUAAAACAGUGGGUUUUAAGUUCAUUCAAGAAAAAAUGAAUGCUCCGUGGAAACCCAUUAACCAGCCUACUGCUUGGUUCCGUUUUUGUUCGCGGGUAUCCGGAGAAUUGGCUUUAAUCAGUUUGGACCAUAAUGAAAUAGAAAAUGAUCCCAACCUCAUCGACAAUGACCGUGAAGAAGUGCCUAACAUAGUUGUCAGUGAAAAUGAAGAGAUUUUUGAUAGGGAAGAUGAUGGUAGACUUGGUAGUGAUGACGUAGAAUAUAGGGAUGUUGAACUUGAAGCUCCACUUCCGCUCCCCCAAGUACUUUUUAAUAUAUAUGAUCGUAGAUAUUGGGAAAAUCUUGACACGGUCUCUAGAGAAAUUUUAGUGAAAAAUGGUCCACUUAGAGACAAGAAUAUAAGAAAAGGCCCCAACGGAUAUGAUAAUGGGGCUAAUAUGAGUGGGUGCAAAAAUGGUAUACAAAAGAAGUUGUUGGCUGUGAAUCCAAGAGCAAUGUAUACACCUUGUGGGGAUCAUUGUUUAAAUUUAACACUUCUUGAUAUGGCAUAUUCUUGUAAGGGAGCUACAGAUUUUUUUGAAACAUUGAAUCAGAUUUACAAGAUUUUUUCUGCAUCUACAAAACGGUGGGAUAUUUUCAAAGAACAUGUGAAAGGUUAUACCGUCAAACCAUUGUCGGAUACGAGAUGGGAAAGUCACAUUGAAAGUGUGAAGGCAUUUAGGUUUCAAGUUCGAAAAGCAUUACUUAAAGUAGGAGAUAAUGGUGAUGACAAGGAUACUGCAGCUAAGUUUAAAGCAAAAAACUCAGCAAAACAUAGUGUUGAAAAUUUUGAGUUUUUAUUAAGCAUGGAGAUUUGGGAUGAUUUGUUAAAUGUUGUAAAUUUGGUUAGUAAAUCAUUGCAGUUUAAGGAUAUGCUUAUCGACGAUGCUAUGCGCCAAGUGAAAGGACUUCUAAAAACACAAUUUUUUGAUGAGAUUGGAACUUGUGAGGAAACAAUUCAAUCAGCUGAAGAAUCUUUCCGAACUAAGUUUUUCUUGCAGAUUGUUGAUCAAGCAAUUAGUUCACUUGAAAGACGGUUUGAGCAAUAUAGAGCAUGUGACGACAUAUUUGGUUUUUUGUUUAGUUUGGAUACUUUAAACUCAAUGGAUGAUGAUCAGUUGAAAGCUCGUUGUGAUAAUCUUGAAGAUGCUCUAAGACACGAGGAAGCGUCGGAUAUUGAUGCAAACGAUUUGUUUGCCGAGUUGAAAGUUUUAGGUGAAGUAUUACCAAGGGAAAUAACCACAACAGUUGGUAUAUUUAAUUUCUUAAAACAUCAAGGUAGCUUUCCGAUUACAUCUAUUACGUACAGAGUACUCUUAACAAUUCCAGUUACAGUGGCAUCGGCAGAAAGAAGCUUUUCAAAAUUAAACAUACUGAAAUCGUUUUUGCGUACUACCAUGGCUCAAGAAAGACUUAAUGAGCAUAGUCUUCUUGACGACGUUGAUAUUGAUUCCUUAAUUGAUGAUUUUGCAGCAGUGUAUUCAAGAAGGCUAAAUUUCCGCCGAUGA